UGGCCAAUCAGGAGGCCUCUUCUCACCUCAGAAUGACAUUCCUGAAUCGGAUUAGAAUUUAGGACAUAUUGGAAUGUACAAAGACAUAUAGCUGAACAUAGCAAUCCCUUACUGGGUGUGAGUUAAAAAUGGUAAGGAGUUGUUUUGAUGUAAUAUGUGUUUUUUACCUGGUGCUUCAUUAACUGGUACACAAGGCUUCAGGCUGGAAUGCAUUUCAUAAAUAAUUAUAUUUAAUAUAAUUAAAUAAUAAUAAUAAUAAUAAUCAUCAUCAUCAUAACCAUAAGAAGAAGAACAGAAGUGUUUAUCAGUAGAUACGUACAUCAUUCUAAUUACAUGCAUGGGUGUUUUAAAUAACCAUUGUUCAAAAUAAAAAAAAAUAAAAGACUUAACGAGCGAACAGUGUUUCAAGCAAUUCACUGGGAAGGCCUAUUUCCUAAGCAUUGCGCAACAACCGGAUUAAGGACAGAUUAACGACAGAUUGUGCAUAACGUUGCAGCGCAAAAAGCAGUGAUCAACUUUAAACAGGUCAGUCACCCCUGUUGGGUCAGUAUAUGCGUGAGAGAAUAAAAGCAGCGUCAAAGCCGGCAGUCUCUACUGUUCAUGAUUCCAUGAAAGAAUGGGUUCCUGUUGUAGCCGGGGGCAAAGAGCUUUCCAAUGCAAUGUGUUAGCAAACACAAAGACGGACUACAUAGGACCUGCUACGAAAACGAAAUAAAUCUGGGGCUUUCUAGCUUCUCAGACACUGUAGAAUCUGUGCUUUCUUUGACACAAACGACACAGAGGGAGGAGGGGCUUCGCACAUGCGCACUGGCAGAGCUAACCACACGCGGCUCAAUCACGACGUGUAUUCGGCGUCCACUAUGCAUCUGCCCGACAGUGCUGUAAGAAAGGCGUUCAAAUGCAGUCAGUCGAACUGUAAAUACUGCCCAUUUCACCCUCACUCGCGUUGGAUCAGACCUGCCCUCCUCGAACUCACAAUGGGUUAGAAGGAGGAUGCGCGGAUUAUCCACUUUCAACACUUUGCAAGGAUGGGGACUUGGAUUUUCUGUUUCGGCAGAAACGUCUUGACAAAGGACGAAGAGGGAAAAUAGAUUCGGGAUUUCUUCUCCCAAGCCUGUUCUUUCGUUUUAUUUCAUUCUUUUUUUUUGAGAAAUGAUUGCAGAGUUGGUGUGCAGCGCUGUGGCACUGGUCCUUUAUGUCAACACACUGGGCGCCGAUUUCUGCUACGAUGACAGCCGAGCGAUUAAGACUAACCAGGACCUGCUCCCCGAGACGCCGUGGCUCAACAUCUUCUACGACGACUUCUGGGGCACGCUGCUGACACACAGCGGCAGCCACAAGUCCUUCCGGCCACUCUGCACGCUCUCCUUCCGGCUGAACUACGCGGCGGGCGGUCUGGAGCCGCGCGGCUACCACCUGGUCAACGUGGUGCUGCACAGCGCCGUGGCGGGCCUCUUCACCGGCGUGGCGCGACAGCUGCUGGGCCACUCCUGCUGGUCGCUGCUGGCCGGCCUGCUCUUCGCCGCCCACCCCGUGCACACGGAGGCGGUGGCGGGCGUGGUGGGCCGGGCGGAUGUGGGCGCGGCGCUCUUCUUCCUGCUGGCGCUGCGCUGCUACGCGCGCCACUGUGCCCUGCGCGACGGCGUCGGCAGCCGGUGGAGGGCCGGGGCGUGGCUGGGCGCGUGCCUGGCGAGCUCGCUGGCCAGCAUGCUGUGGAAGGAGCAGGGAGUGACGGCGCUGGCCGCGGCGGCGCUCUACGACGUGUUUGUGGUCCACCGGCUGAGGCUCUCUCAGCUGCUUACGAUCCUCUUCAGGAGGAGAAACCUCCACCUGCUGGCAAGCGUGUUCCUGUUGGCAGUGUGGGGGAUGGUGCUGCUGGCUUUCCGCCUCUACUGGAUGGGCAACAAGCCGCCCAACUUUUCCAACUCGGACAACCCGGCCGCCGACUCACCCAGCCUCCUCACCCGCACGCUCACCUUCCUCUACCUGCCCGCCGUCAACGCCUGGCUGCUCCUGUGCCCUGACACCCUCAGCUUCGACUGGUCCAUGGACGCCCUGCCGCUGGUCCGGAGCCUGGCCGACUGGAGGAACCUCCACACGGUGGCCUUCUACGCCGCGCUGCUGGUGCUCGGCUGGUUCGGCCUCGGGCUGCCCUUCCGCCCCGCCCGGGGCAAGGAGUCCAACGGGAAAGCCCACCCGGCCCUGACCAACGGCAAGCUGGCCACCAACGGCAAGCUGGCCACCAACGGCAACGGCCACCACAGCUCUGACCAGGAGCACGGCUCCUCGGAGAACGAGCACCCGCCUGGGGUGGAGAACGGUACGAAGAAGGCCGCCCAGGCUCCCAGGACCUCGCUGCCCACCACGGAAAACGUGCUGGUGUUCUCCCUAGGCCUGAUGGCAGUGCCCUUCCUCCCAGCCACCAACCUGUUCUUCUACGUGGGCUUCGUGGUGGCCGAGCGCGUGCUCUACAUCCCCAGCAUGGGCUUCUGCCUGUUGGUGGCCGUGGCCAUGAGGGCCCUGUACGUCCGGCUGCGCAGGCCCUCCGCCAAGAGCCUGGUGGUGUACUUUGGUGCCACCCUGGUGCUGCUGUUUGGGAUCAAGACUGUGCUGCGCAACCAGGACUGGCAGAAUGAGGAGAUGCUGUACCGUUCAGGGAUAACUGUGAACCCUGCUAAAGCCUGGGGUAACCUUGGGAACGUCCUGAAGAACCAAGGCAAGAUGUCUGAAGCAGAACGUGCUUACAGGAACGCACUGUACUACCGCAGGAACAUGGCUGACAUGCUUUAUAAUCUAGGUUUGCUGCUGCAGGAAAACAACAAGUUCUCUGAGGCCCUCCACUACUAUAAGCUAGCCAUUGGGAGCAGGCCAACACUAGCUUCCGCUUACUUGAAUACGGGGAUCAUCCUGAUGAACCAAGGCCGCGGCGACGAGGCCAGACGCACCUUCUUGACCUGCGCCGACAUCCCAGACGAGAACCUCAAGGACCCACACGCCCACAAGAGCUCCGUCACCAGCUGCCUGUACAAUCUGGGCAAACUGCUGCACGAGCAGGGCCACCAGGAGGAGGCCGUUUCUGUCUUUAAAGAAGCAAUACAGAAGAUGCCACAGCAGUUUGCCCCUCAGAGUCUCUAUAAUAUGAUAGGAGAGGCCUACAUGCGACUGAACAAGCUGGCGGAGGCCGAGCACUGGUACCGGGAGUCUCUGCGGGCCAAACCAGAUCACAUCCCUGCUCACCUCACUUACGGCAAACUCCUGGCCAUGACGGGCCAGAAGGCUGAGGCGGAGAGGUACUUCCUGAAGGCCAUCCAGCUGGACCCCACCAAAGGAAACUGCUACAUGCAUUAUGGUCAGUUUUUGUUGGAAGAGUUGCGUUUGCUCGAGGCUGCUGAGAUGGCGGAGAAGGCAGCUCGCCUGGACAGUGGGGAGUUUGAUGUGGUGUUCAGCGCCGCUCACAUGCUCAGGCAAGCCAGUCUGAAUGACGCCGCAGAGAAGUAUUACAGCCUAGCAGCCAGUCUGAGACCCAAUUACCCUGCUGCUCUGAUGAACCUUGGUGCCAUCCUGCACCUGAACGGCAAACUGCAGGAGGCCGAGGCCAACUACCUGCGCGCCCUGGAGCUGAAGCCCGACGACUCCAUCACCCAGUCCAACCUGCGCAAGCUGUGGAAUAUCAUGGAGAAACAGGGCCUAAAGACCAGGGCACCAUGACACUCAUGCACACACACACAUAAAGACAGAAACACACACACGUACACACAGAGACAAACUCUCAACCGGACAGCCAAGCCUGGUGCAGGCCCUCUCUGCUAACCCCCCCUCCCCCCAUCAUGGUGCUGCGGACUGAGAGAGGGUACAAGGGCUCAGACAGGACUGCUCAGCAUCCCCACUAUCUUGCUUUCCGCAGACAGUGGGUUGUGGAUGUGGCCAAUGGACAAGAUGUGAGAAGAUUUUUUGUUUUGUUUGUUUUAUUUGUGCUUUUGUUUUAUUUGUUCUUGAAGCUCACACAGCCAGGUGAGCUGGCUGAUUCUCUGAUCCUCCCUAACACAGCUGAGCAGCGCACCUGACUUGAACUGGGCUGUUGGUACAUACUUGAAAACUUGUGUUAAAUUAAGACUUUAUUGAUUGAUUGAUUUGUUAUUAAUGCUUACAGGUCUUAGGACAAGGUUUGCCCUUGGGCUGGUGCAAGAUGAUUGGGGCAAAAAAGGGAAAUUUAAACUACAGUACCCAUAAGGCCUUCCUCUGGGCAAGGAUCGUUGCCAUGUAAAUUUGUUUUUCUCUUGUUUUUUUUAUUAUUAUUAACUCUUGGUGAAAUUGUUUCCGCCAGUUUCUCUGCACAUUGUAGAAAUGUAAUAUCACUAGUUUACCAUUGGUUCCCUUGUUUGCUGUUGUGUGGAAAACUGAAGAGAGACUGUUUUCUAUGGUAGCCUAUCAUAAACUAAUACCAAAUAUCAUAUAACUACACACCCCAUGGUUUUGAAGUACGGUUAAAUAUGGUUGUCUGUGUGAGUAUGCAUGCAUGCUUGUGUGUGCGUGCGUGCGUGCGUGCGUGUGUGUGUGUGUGUGUGUGUGUGUGUGUGUGUGUGCGUGCGUGCAAGCGCCAAUCUUGUAAAUUUGGGUCUUGAAGGGCAAAGGUUUCCUGAUGUUUCCAGCUGAUAGUACAGUUGGUCCGACCCAGAUCUGACUGAUCCACAUCGGCACAACACCAGAUCUGGUUCCAAAGUGAGCUGUCGUCUGGCGUCCUGUGUGUAAACUCUCUGUUGAAGGCCUAGUUUGUUCAGUGACCUGCGUAUGGGUCCAUUUUACACUCCCUCAUACAACACACAGCCUGUUCAGUUAAUCACUCAUUACCAUCACCUUCCAUGUCUUAGAGUGAUAUAACCCACUCCUUUUCCUACCGUCUGAAAUUGAGUACAUCCCAAAAUUCACAAUUUCAGCCACAUGGAAGGAAGACACAAUGGCCUUCUGAACGGCUUCUUAAAUGUUCUCUUGACUUUGUCAGGUGCACAUUCAGAAACAGACAGACUGUGGAGCACUUCGGACUAAAUAAUAAGAAGGACUUAAGUGUUGAAGUGAUUAUCUAACUCUAAGGACAGAGCAGAAAGGACAGAUACCUAGUUGUACUUUGCCUUAAAAUGAAGGUUGAAUAACUGAAGUGUUAGCAGAGAGUCUGAGAGUUGUUUUAUAUUAUUUAUUUUCUCCUCACAUGGCGUUUGUGUGUGUACGUCUUCGAGGUAGCUUACACAAAAGUGUCGCAGUGCCCACUGAAUGAGCUUCCCUUAAUGUUGACUGUUGUUCGGUGGAAUUUGAAGGAAAGUGACGGCCUGACACAGCAACGGUACUUUCUUCUUAUGUUAGGCAUCCUCAAGGUAAGACAUAUUUAAAUCAGAUCGUGCUUAAGGUUAAUGAAGGCAUCCUCAAGAUAAAAACAUAUUUAAAUUCUUUCAGAGACAGCUGGGGAAUGAGAGUUCUGAUUGGCCAUGUUUGUCUUUACCAGAUUUGCUUCUCUCAGUCCAUCACUGCACCAGAAUUGUUGAAGGGACUGUCUAUAUGUAAAAUUAGUUUAUUUGUGUAAUUCCUUAUUUUGGAGUGUAUAGAUGAAACAUAAUAUAUAAAAGGCUACAUUAUCUUGCUUUAAAGAUUUAAAAGUACAAGCCUUGAGAUGUUAAAUCACAUGGUUUUUCUGAAGUAUAUUGAAGUAAUUGUGUUAAAUCAUCUUGUUCCUUUUUUCCUUUAUUUUGUUUUAUAAUUUCAGCGCUCAUUUCUGCUUCCAUUCUCUGUAUGUGUUACCAUGUUAUUCUUGCAGUGUUAAUAUCCAUCAAACAAACUGGGAGCAUAUUGCUGAGGAAGAAGCUGCAAGAUGUGUAUGUUUGUGAAGGUCUCUUCAUUUCCUUUCAAAUUUGUCUUUUGUGAUUCCAUGGAAAGCAAUCCAGCUGGGACUGUGUUGUAUUUCAGACAUCACAAGGAGGCACAUCACUACAAAAAAGUAUAGUUUGUUUGAUAGACUUUUCAAGUUUUGCUUUCAGAGCAUUGUAAAUUGAAUUGUGUGUUUUUUUGUCUGUUUGUUUUGUGUGUGUGUGGGUGUGUCUGUGUCUCUCUGUGUGUCUGUCUGUGUCUGUGUCUGUGUGUGGGUGUGGGUGUGGGUUCACUUGUCUGGUUGUCUUCACAAAGAAAGACUGGGGAAAAUGUUUGCGUGUGUGUGUGUUUUCAUUGAGUGAGAUUACGGGUAGUAUCACUGUUCACAACCUAACACUCAAAGUAAAGUAAAGUAGGGAUCCAGCUAGUAUUGUUUUGUUGACAUAGAUGUCUCAGUGCAACAGUGUAAUGUUGGGAUAUCUUUAUCUCUCCUUAACUGAGGGGGUGCAGUACUGUAGUACUGUAUCCAGGUAGUGCAUUCCCCCUCAUGUUCUCAUUGAUGCAUAGUUCUCACAGUGUGUGUGUCUGUCUGUCUGUCUGUCUGUCUGUCUGUCUGUCUGUCUGUCUGUCUGUCUGUCUGUCUUAGUUUGUAUCCAUUCAUUAUUAGUUACUGAUGUUUAAGGGAAGUCAAAUUUUGUUGCCAUGGUGAAAAUGAUUGAAAACAAACAUAAAUCCCCUCCACCCCUUCAUUGCCACUCUCUCUGUCCCUCUUAUUGUUUCUCUUUUGUGGGAGACGUAGAGGAACUCAGACCUUUCAUUUUGUGUCUCUACUCAGGGAUUCCAAGCAGUUGGGUGUGUGUGUGAGUGUGUGUGUGUGUGAGUGUGUGUGUGUGUGUGUGUGUCUGUGUGUGUGUGUGUGUG
Molecule: messenger RNA, 6774 nt
Organism: Clupea harengus (Atlantic herring)
Lineage: Eukaryota; Metazoa; Chordata; Actinopteri; Clupeiformes; Clupeidae
Gene: tmtc2b
Product: transmembrane O-mannosyltransferase targeting cadherins 2b
Biological process (GO): protein O-linked glycosylation via mannose
Cellular component (GO): endoplasmic reticulum membrane
Molecular function (GO): mannosyltransferase activity; protein binding
Source: RefSeq, a predicted model, not a curated record